Molecule: messenger RNA, 456 nt
Organism: Paramuricea clavata
Lineage: Eukaryota; Metazoa; Cnidaria; Anthozoa; Malacalcyonacea; Plexauridae
Source: the annotation of a GenBank genome assembly
AUGUACAACAAUGGUGAGAUAACCCUGAAUGACGAGGAGCUAAUUCAGCAAAUGUCUAGGAAAUUGAAUGUUGAAGUCUGUCAUGUUGUUCAGUCUAUCGAACAUUUGAGAAACCUUGAGGCUAGUAAGAGAAGAAGAGAAAAGGAAAAUGAAGAGAAGAACAAGAGGAGGUUUAACAUGAAAUACGAGGAUUAUGAUUGGAUUGAUUUAGUGGUUUCCGGAAAGAUAAACAAAUUGUAUUCUGCUGAGUUAGACAAAUAUUUAGUAGAACAUCAAUUGAAUACUAAGUGUAGAAAAUCUGACAAAAUUAAAGCUGUUACAGUUCAUGCCCUAAGAGCUGGUGCUACAGUGGUUGUUAUAGAGAAGCAGAACGUUUACAAUGACAAUUGGGAGUCAGAUAAUGAAAGUGAUUCUGAAAGUACCAUAGAAAGUGACUGUAGUGAUGAUGAACUUGAU